UGGAGUAGGGGGCACCCGACACCGCAUGGGGCAAGCCUUCGCGCCAUGGCGGCAGCGCUGGCCCGCGAGCCGCCGUUGCUGCAGCAAGAGGAGGAGUCGCCAGAAGAGAGGUCCUGUCUGCUCAGCAGGCUGCUCUUCUUCUGGGCCACGCCGGUCUUUUGGCGCGGCUACCGCAACGGCCGCACGGACCUCCAGGAUCUGCCCCCGCUGCCGCGCCGGGACCGCCCCUUCGCGCUGGCGGAGGAGGUGGCCUUCUUGGCAGAGCCCGCGGAAUCCAAAGCCAUGCCCUGGCUCAUGCGGAAGAUCUUUAAGGUGACGCGGCCCGUGAUGAUUCAAGCCUGUGUUUGCCAGACGCUGCUCACCAUAUGUAGCUUCCUGCAGCCUAUCUUGCUGCACGGCCUUCUGGAGAUUUUGAGUCUGCCGAAAGACCAACGUCAGCAAGGCCUCCCCGAGGUUAUGGCGUACUCGUUGGGACUGGCUGGCGCAGUGAUGGGCCAGUGGAUCUUUGCGGAGGCCGCCUGGACCUUGUUCGUGCGCGCGGACUUGCAGGCGCAGGUGCUCUUGUCGCACCUGGUGUACCGCAAGAGUCUCUUCCUGCGCUUGGACGAGUGUCCCUACACCGUGGGAGAUCUGCAGAAUCAUUUUGCCACGGACUGCACCAAGCCGGUCCUGUGCUUCCUGCACGCGAGCCACUGCUCCAUCGUCCUGGCGCUGGCCUCCAUCGGCGUGGUGUGCUGGCACCUCACGGAGCUCACCGGCUCCGCCGGCCCCGUGGGGAUGCUGGUCUUUGUAGUGGCAGCGCCUCUACAGCUGAUCCUCACCCAGCGGAUCAAACGCGCCUCCAAGCGCACCCAGGAGUGCCGUGACGUGAGGGGGAGGCUGUGCAACGAAUUCCUGGGGGCCAUGCGCGUGGUGAAAUGCUUCACGUUGGAGCAGGUGGCUUUGGGCCUGCUGGGAGUUGCACGAGAUGCGGAGUUGGAGGCCCAAUGGAUGAAGCGCAAGGUCUUCCCCAUCUCCAACUGCCUCGGGAGCACCGUGAGCCUCUUCGCCACCAUCGUGUCCUUCCUGUGGCUGGAACUGGUGUUGGAUCGUCCAGUGGACGCCGCCAUCGCCUUUACAGUCCUAUCCUGGGCCAACCUGCUGAAGGACAACAUCAUGCAGCUGCCCAACCAAGUGGCCAGCAUUCUGGACGCCUAUGUGGGAAUCACGCGCGUGCAGCAGCUGCUGUGCUGCGAGGCGAGCAACGGGGCCUGGCUUCAAGACUCCGGCUAUGCGCUGGACGUUGUCCCCACCCAAGACGCCGACUUCAUCCUCCAGGACUGCGACCUGGGCUGGCCGGUGUCGGAGGAGGAGCACGGCUUCCGCGGCGCGCGGCAGAUCUCGCUGAAAGUGCAGCCGGGGGAGCUGCUGCUGGUCUCUGGGCCAAUUGGCGCGGGGAAGAGCGCGCUGCUGGAGGGCCUCACAGGCACCAAGCCAGUGCAGGGCGGCAGUUGCUGGCGGAGAGGCCGCUCCACCGCUUACGUGGCACAAAGGCCCUGGCUGCUGAAUGGCACGCUGCUGGAGAACAUCCUCUUCGGCCAGAGCUUCAACCAGCAGAAGCUCACAGAGACCUUGGAGAGUUGCGCUCUCGCCCAGGACCUCAACUCGCUGCCUUCGGGUCUGGACACCUUGGUGGGGGAGGAGGGCGUGCAGCUCUCUGGGGGGCAGAAGCAGCGGGUGUCCUUGGCGCGGGCGGUGUACUCGGGCGCCCAGGUGGUGUUGAUGGACGACGUGCUCUCGGCCCUGGACGCCCACGUUGGGCACCACGUCUUCGAAGAGGUGAUCUGCAAAGCGCUGAGCGGGCGCACACGGAUUCUGGUCACCCACCAGGUCCAGUACUGGUCCCACCCCGCCGUCUCCCGCGUGCUGCGCCUCGACGCCUUUGGCCGCUGUGAGUUCCUGGGCGCCUUCGACGGCCAAAACGCCGCGGCGGCGAAGGCGGCGGAGGAGGAGGCGGCGGUGGAGGCGGUGGUGGAAGAGGAGGAGAAGGCGCCUGAGAGCGGCGACCCGAGCCGUCCAAGCGCGGUGUCCAGCAGGCAGGCGGCCUCCGUGGAGCUCCGCCGCGCGGGCCGGAUCCUGCGGGAGGACCUCAUGGCCUACGCCAAAGCCUGCGGCGGCCUGGCGGGCGUCUUCAGCAUCGCCAGCCUCAUGGUGGUCUACUACGGCUCGCAGUUGGCUUCCAGCCUGCAGUUGGCCUUUUGGUCCAACGCCAAUGUGCAGGCGGAGGACAGCGGCCAGCCAGAGGCCAGGGAUGUGAGCCGCCGCUACCUCGUGCAGUAUUUGCUGCUUUGCCUCCUGACGGGCGCCAGCUGCUUCAGCUUCUUCUUCGGCAUCCAGCUGGUGGCCUUGCGAGGCUCCAAACGGAUGCACGACAGCUUCAUGAAAGGCCUGAUCUACACGCAUCUCCGCUUCUUCGAUGUCACCCCCACGGGCAGGGCGCUGAAUCGCUGCCUCAAGGACAUGGCCACGGUGGACGAUCGGAUGCCGGCGGCUUUUCGGGAGCUCUUCCAGUCCUUUAUGAAUGUGGUGAUCUCCAUGCUGAUCCUCGGGCUUUUUGCGUGGCAAGCGCUGGUAGUGGUCCCACCCUUCUCGGUGCUCUACUGGAUGAUCCUCACGGUGUACCGGUGGCCAGCGCGGGACUUGCGGCGCCUGGAGGGCGUGUCGCGGUCGCCGGGCAUGAGCCACUUCGCGGACUCCGUGAAAGGCGCGAGGACCAUCCGAGCCUUUGGGCAUGAGGCCCGGUUCCUGGAGCGGAAUCUCACGCUGCUGGGGGAGAAUCAGCUCACCACCUACUGGUUUUGGGUGGCGCAGGCAUGGGUCUCCUGCUUCCAGGAGAUCCUGGGCACCUUGGCCUUGGCCUUCGUCACGGGCAUCGUGGGCUACCGCGCCUUCGAGGGGAUCCUCAGCCCCGGCCUCGCGGGGUUGGCGCUCUCCUACGCCCUGCAAAUGCCCCGGGACCUCAUGUGGCUCUCCAGGCGCCUGGCGAGUAUGGAGGUGGAGUUCGUGGCCAUCGAGCGCAUCAUGGAGUACACCCGGCUCCCACCCGAGGCGCCGAGCGAGGCGCCUCCCGGCGCCGCACCGGAGACCGCGAGCGCAGAGAUCCCGCCGGACGUGGCGAUCUAUGCGGAUGAGCUGUACCUCAGGUACGAUGUGGACGGACCUUUGGUCUUCAAUGGUCUGUCGCUGAGCAUCCCCAAGUCCACCACAUCCGCCCUGGUGGGUCGCACAGGCUGCGGCAAGAGCAGCUUCCUGUCUGCAUUGGUGCGUCUCUACCCCCUGAGCGGCGGGCAUCUUUACGUGCACGGCCACGAUGUGCAGAGCCUGUCUUUGCCCUUCCUCCGUUCCGUGGUGCGCGUCUUGUUGCAGGACCCCAUCUUCUUCUCGGGCACCAUCCGCUCGAACCUGCUCUCGCAGCCCCCUUCGGGCAACACGAACGGAAGGAGCAUGGAGGAUGAGGGCCUCUGGCGGUGCCUGCGGCAGGCGGGCUUGGAGAAACGAGUGGCGCAGCUGCCGAACCAACUGGACGCCAGGGUAGAGGAGAACGGGCAGAACUUCAGUCAGGGGGAGCGACAGCUGCUGUGCCUGGCGCGAGUGCUGGUGGAGCCUAAGCUGCGUGAAAGCUCCGGCGCCAGCCCCGCCGGUCGCGAGUUGCAGCCGCCUGGCGCCUUGCCGCAGCUGCUGCUGUGCGAUGAGCCCACGGCGGCGUGCGACUUGGAGACGGACAAGCUCAUCCACGAGACCCUGCUACAGGGCCUGAACAAGGACUGGACCUUGGUGGUGGUGUGCCAUCGUCUUCACUACAUCCGAGAGUUUGACAACAUCUUCGUCUUCGAGGAAGGGCGCGUGGUGGAGCGCGGAAACCCGGAGUUCUUACUCCGGAAGGCCAACGGCCAGCUGGCCAAGAUGUGCCAGCAACAAGGCGUGCUCCACGCUGAGCGCGACUCCAAUGGAAGCCGCUAGCCCUCAAGCGAUAGGUGGACCCCAAGCUGUAGCUUGCCCUGUUUCUUUGUUUUUCACAUCAAGAGGUCGCUGGUUCUGACACAACGUUCGGGCCCUCGCCCGUUGCGGGCAGGCCUUUUCGGUUCGUGUCCGUUUCCACGGCGUUGUCGCGAAUCCGCGCGCAGCGCAGUCGGCCGUCGCCUCUGAAAUCGUCGGCGGUCGGAAGUUGCCAAAGACGCCAAAGACGCGAAGC
This is a messenger RNA of Effrenium voratum, 4231 nucleotides long. NCBI's taxonomy places the organism in Eukaryota, Dinophyceae, Suessiales, Symbiodiniaceae. The record is from the annotation of a GenBank genome assembly.